Messenger RNA from Penicillium canescens, 891 nucleotides. RefSeq lists its product as uncharacterized. Lineage: Eukaryota; Fungi; Ascomycota; Eurotiomycetes; Eurotiales; Aspergillaceae. The transcript is spliced from 3 exons. Bases 1 to 891 code for a protein of 296 amino acids. The record is from RefSeq and is a predicted model, not a curated record.
AUGGGCGGACAGCUCUUUUUCUCCGAGCGCGAUGAAAAGGCGAAAGAGAAGCGUCGACUCCUUAGAGAGAAGAAUGGCUUCGUCCCCGGAGCACACAAGGAGGAAGAUUCCAUUCGAAACAAAAACAAAAAACUUCCCAAGACAAAGAGGUUGCAUCAAGAGAAAUUGGGUCUUUGGCUCGACUUCACGGCAGAUCCCGAAAAUGGAUAUCAGGAUUACAAAACCUUUGAGGGGUGUGAGGCUCCGAGCCAUGACAUGGUGAAACAAUUCAUUCGUUGGCUUGCAAAAUCUACAUUAGGUCGACUUACCGAGGGCAAAGAGCCAACUGUGAGGUCUGCUCAGGCGUGGGCUGAGCAGUUCUUCGGUGGUUUCGCUGAAUUUACCAAAACCGAAGUCAUUCCAGAGGAUCGAACGGAAGUCUACCAACCUGGUUGUGACAUUGAAGACGAAGCAAGACAAAGCAAGAAGUCCUCCCGAAAGGAACCGCCCACUUCAGAGCUUCCUAACGUUGAGGACAUUUUAGAAAAUUUUCCAGAAAAAGAUGGGGCCAAAAACGAUGAGGGAGAAUAUGAAGGCAGUCUCCAAGAGAAGGCAAGCGAUCGAAAACCGCGCUGUGAUAUUCCAAUUCAUCUCACCAAGACGAGAUCACAACAGCCUCGGCAUCAUUUGGCUGAACCGAGCCCUCAAAAACUGCGACAGAAACUCUAUGCAAAGGAGAGAAGAAAAAUGCUUGAAUUCAAGAGCCAGAAUCUGACCUUAAGGCAGAUUGGACCCCACUUCGCAGACAUAGAUACGGCCUUUCUGCGACAGGCCUGGCAGGAUUUAGAGCUUCCCCAGCGAUGCACCAGAUCCGGGGCUAAUCGGAUGGCCCGUCAGAGGUAUGCUCGCUAA